UCCCGUUUGCCGUCUGUUCAGGUUUCCGUCGCGCCUCCUCUUUCCCAGUUCGUCCCCAUCGCGGCUGGGCGUCGUUCGGCAGCUUGCAGCUCUGCUCGCCUCCCCGAGGGCAGCUGCGAUGCGCCUGAUCCAGAACAUGGGGACCAUCGCCGAGUACCCCCAGGCAGGGAGCAACCCCAGCGGAGAUAGCUUUGGCUCGGGUCGCCCCCGACUCAUCAAGAUCGCCGUGGUGGGAGCCAGCGGGGUGGGCAAGACCGCCCUGGUGGUGAGAUUUCUCACAAAACGGUUCAUUGGAGACUACGAACGCAAUGCAGGUAAUUUGUACAGCAGACAGAUCGAAAUCGAUGGAGAGUUGUUUGCAAUUCAAGUCCAAGAUACACCUGGAGUACAGGUCCAUGGACACAGCCUUGACUGUAACGAGCAGCUGAACAAAUGUAUUCGCUGGGCAGAUGCAAUUGUGAUAGUCUUUUCGAUCACAGACUAUAAGAGUUACGAACUACUCGGUCGCUUCCACCAGCACAUACGGCAGCUGCACCCAGGAAACAGAGUGCCUGUGGUGGUUGUAGCAAACAAAGCAGACCUCCUCCACGUUAAAGAGGUAGAACCACAACAUGGACUUCAGUUGGCCGGCGUGUUGGGUUGCACUUUCUAUGAGGUGUCUGUCAGUGAGAACUACAAGGAGGUCUUCAAUGCCUUCCACAACCUCUGUAAAGAUGUCUGUAAGCAACAAACCACCACCAGCACGCCGGAGAAGAGGAGAAGCUCUCUCAUUCCAAGACCAAAGUCACCCAACAUGCAGGAUCUAAAGAGAAGGUUUAAGCAAGCCUUAUCUGCCAAAGUGAGGACUGUCACAUCUGUCUGAAUGAUCAAACUAAAUGGGAUGGGGUUUCCUUCCCCUUUCCCAGUGCAUAUUUCUAUAGUUCCAGCUUUGGAACGUUAAUUGCUGGCACUUCAGCAUCCGAAAAUUGUGUGAGAGAAGGAGUUCAGAUGCACACAAAGCAUUUUGUAAUGAAGGAGUAACACUGAAGCUUGAAUAAGCCCCCAAAGAAGUGGUGGAGCAUAGAAUUUCUUGUUGCAAAUGCAUUUGAUUGACUAAAUGGACAAUAUUUUCAUGUUCUGCUGUGGAAGUUGGGUCAUGUUGGUAUUUGUAUCAUACUUACACAAUGAAGGACAGGGAAGAAAUAUUCUGAAUGCAGUCUUAUUGAUGGGGAACAAAUUGUGUGUUACAUCCAUUAGCUAUAUUUUGGUACUGGGUGGAAGGCUGGCUUCUUUAGUUGUCUUCAAUGGAGCCAUCUGCUUUUUAAAAACCCAUGGUUUAGAAGCACAAGUAUGUCAUUGAAUCAGUAAAAGAAAUGUCAGUAUAAAAUGUGUGUGGGGGGGCAUUAUUAACUGUAUUUCUGAUGGUGUGAUGAGACAUUUUGGUAUCACAACUGUUGUUUAGCGUCAUUUUAUAGAUAGCUAAAAGUUUACUCUCACAGUCUCUAAGACACUAUCAUCUUGAUGAUUCUUCAGAGACUGGUCAUCUGAUGCAAUCCUGCAGCUUUCCAGAUAAGACCUUUUUCCUGUAUUCCACUCAUCAUGAGGAUUGUAAAGUUCCCACUUAAUUGCUCUGAACAGGAAUACAACUUCCUAUUGUUUCAAUCCAAUCCAAUUAUUUGUCUUAGUCUAUGAAACUGUUCCAUUUUAGCUGAGAUUUAUCUCCAGCUAAGGCAUGAGGGCUAUUCCAUUCUUGCGUAAGUGCUGUUUGUAGUAACAUUUGAAAACACUGAAUUAUCAGACGUGUUAUCCAGGAUUUGAGGACUGAGCCCGACACCAAUGCACUUUAAAAACAAACAAACACCAUGCUUGUUCCUUAAGCUGUAACUUAUUUAUUUUUAUGUUGACAGCAACUCUUUAAAUGGGACAUUUUCAUUUUGUUCCCGUGAUUAAACCAAACCUUGUUUUCUCA
This is a messenger RNA of Lacerta agilis (Sand lizard), 1948 nucleotides long. RefSeq names its product RAS like family 11 member B (gene RASL11B). Gene Ontology annotation, molecular function: GTP binding; GTPase activity. NCBI's taxonomy places the organism in Eukaryota, Metazoa, Chordata, Lepidosauria, Squamata, Lacertidae. The record is from RefSeq and is a predicted model, not a curated record. Bases 119 to 862 code for a protein of 247 amino acids. The transcript is spliced from 4 exons.